UCAUGAUAAAUUCAUCUCAUAUUAAUUGAAACCAAACGCUCCUCUAGUCUUCGUAGUCCACCUCUAUCCUCAACCCUUUAAAUUCUCAGGUAAGCCAAACCCUUAUUCUGAUAUAUAUUCUCUCUCUUAACAUAUAGAUAUGCAGCAAUCAACGAACUCACUCAUAUACCAACACACGUCCGAGCAAUCUCAGAUGAACUCCGUACAGGAUUUCCAAGUCGUCGCCGGCGCCGGCUCCGGCGGCGGAGCAACUCAACACCACAUUUCUUCCUCCCUCUUUGACUCCACGGCCGCGUCUAGCACCGAUUUCCUCGAACACUUUCUCUCUUCCGUCCCUUCCUCGUCUCCCUGGCCUGACCUAACAAAAUCUCAUUCCCCCUGGGACUCCCAUCACCUCACCUCUCCGCCGCUGCUACCUAACCCUAACUCCGCGGUCGACGAUCACGCUUACCACUUCGACGACCAGUCAACAGCUCUAUUGGCCUCCAAGCUCCGCCAACACCAGAUCAACGGCGACGACGGCGGUAGCUCCUCAGCAGCCAAGGCACUGAUGCUUCAACAGCAACUCUUGCUGUCCAGAGGAUUUUCAGGCACCGGACUGAGGUCCCCGACGGGACGGGUUGGAGAAAACGGCCUUCUCGGGAUGCCGUUGAGCUUACGGAACGGGGACCAAAACGAAGCCAUUGAAAAUCCAGUAAGCGACUGCUCCGUUCAGCCUGUCUAUAACGGCUCCACUGGAUCUCUCGGUCAAACUUCCUCUCAACCUCACCAUUUCAACCAUCCUCAGGGCGGAUCGAUGCAAGCUCACAAUUUCGGUGCUCAAGCACCAUCGCCGAUGAACCAACCACCGGCGGCCACAGCUAGCGGCUCGACUGGCGGUGCAGGAACGGCCCCAGUUCAGCCGAAACAGCAGAGAGUCAGGGCCCGUAGAGGACAAGCCACUGAUCCUCACAGUAUCGCAGAACGAUUACGGAGAGAGAGAAUUGCAGAGAGAAUGAAGGCUCUGCAGGAGCUUGUACCCAAUGCCAAUAAGACUGACAAGGCUUCAAUGCUGGAUGAGAUCAUCGACUAUGUCAAAUUCCUCCAGCUCCAAGUCAAGGUUUUGAGUAUGAGUAGACUGGGCGGUGCUGCAACUGUUGCUCCCUUAGUCACUGAUAUGUCCUCUGAGGGAGGAGGUGAUUAUUUACAAGGCGGGAAUGGAGGAGGGAGGAGCAGCAACGGGGGGGCAUCAUCAUCUAACAACGAGGGUAUGACGAUGACAGAGCAGCAGGUGGCAAAGCUGAUGGAGGAGGACAUGGGGUCCGCCAUGCAAUACCUCCAAGGGAAAGGCCUUUGCCUGAUGCCCAUCUCCUUGGCCACCGCCAUUUCUACCGCCACUUGUCACUCCAGGAACCCCGUCGGGGGCGGCUCAACCACCAACGCCGCUGAAGCCGCCGGUGUACCAUCUUCUCCUAGCUUUUCGGUUUUGACUGUCCAGUCAGCAACCACGAUGGGUAACGGCGCCAUUGAUCUCUCCGCUGCUUCCGUUUCGAAACCUUCAUCUUCUUAACGGCGUUGACUGUUUCCUUUAAUUUGAUAUAUUUACCCCUCCGGAGAAAAUGCGUAGAAAACGUGGGACAACUAGAGGGAAUCUCUUCAGCUUUAGAGUUAUUAACGGCCGUCAACUCUACGCGUAUGCUGGUAGACUCUAACUACACAGAUGCCACUCACCUCUCGUCUUGUUUUUAAGUAAUUUAACCAGAAUCAUCUUUUUAUUGUUUCUUUAAUCCGAAUAUUCCUUAUAUUUCAAUAGUAUUUUGUAAGUCUUUGUUUAAGGGCAUCAUACAUUAUUAUGUGACUCUUUGCUUUAGUAUCAGAAAUGAAAGAAGAAAAAAAAUGUAAACAAGACUCUGAUUCUAUGUAAUGAUGAGUUAUAGUGAUAUUGUUUACAAGUAAAA
Ipomoea triloba (trilobed morning glory) is the source of this 1937-nucleotide messenger RNA. RefSeq names its product transcription factor bHLH66-like. The transcript has 7 exons. Gene Ontology annotation, molecular function: RNA polymerase II cis-regulatory region sequence-specific DNA binding; DNA-binding transcription factor activity, RNA polymerase II-specific; protein dimerization activity. Gene Ontology annotation, biological process: regulation of transcription by RNA polymerase II. The record is from RefSeq and is a predicted model, not a curated record. NCBI's taxonomy places the organism in Eukaryota, Viridiplantae, Streptophyta, Magnoliopsida, Solanales, Convolvulaceae. Gene Ontology annotation, cellular component: nucleus. Bases 140 to 1549 code for a protein of 469 amino acids.